Messenger RNA from Owenia fusiformis, 409 nucleotides. Lineage: Eukaryota; Metazoa; Annelida; Polychaeta; Sabellida; Oweniidae. The record is from the annotation of a GenBank genome assembly.
GGGAACAAAAAAUAUUUAACAAUAGGUAUUUUAAUUGGAAUUGGUGUUAUCAUUGGAGCCUCAAUAGGAACAGGGGUAUAUAUCGCCGUCCUUGGUCGACUGAAAAACAUCGGAGUGACGGAAAACCCCCUGCCUGAAAACACUGCUGAAGUUCCAGAUGAUGGUACAACUGAAAACCCCGCGGGUAUAACCUCUGAAAUUCCUAAGGAAAUAACUUCUGGUUUGACUUCUGGUUUGACUUCUGAAAUGACCCCUGGUAUGACUUCUGAAAAACCUGGAGAUAUCACUUCUACAACGCCUGGGGUUAUAACCUCUAAAAUACCUGGUUAUAGAACCUCUGAAACACCAGAGAAAACUACUGAAAGCCCUGAUGGAGAAUAUAUAAUGGCCUGUUACUAUACCAACUGGG